UGCCUGUGUGCCUGGCCUGUUUAUUCUCACUGCCAGUACCUCUUGGAUUCCAAUUCCAAACAUGGUAUCCCUCCCGGGGUCACCCUUUCUUCCGGUGCCAGAGAGAACGCAUUCCAAAUGGCACACAAGUGUGCCUCCCAUGCUGGGCGCUGUCAUUCUGCUGCGGAACAGAGAGCAGGAUGUGGCCGCUUUCCCCUACACAGCUGAAGUUGUCAGUCUACCUUUGUCUGGGGACAAUUUAUAUUCUCUUCUAGGAACCAACUAUGAGGUCCAUCCUAAAAAACCUGGAGUCAAGGGAGUUUUGCACCACUCCACAGAAACAGCCAGAGCCUUGCUGAGGAAGAAAAUUGCCUUUCUAUUUCUCCAUGGACUAUGUCUGGCAUCCAUUCCCAAAGCCACCAGAAGCAUCCUUCCUGGCAAAGGCAGAUUUGGUGGUGAGAAGCCAAAGGUGAGAAGACACCUGGAAGGACAGCUCCGUUCAUCUGCAGAGUUUCCUGUGUGUGCAAGGCUUUGAGACACCCCCAACAAUGAGCGCCAACAGCAGCACGGUAGUCCAGCUGCUCUUUCAGGGACCAAUGUGUGUUGGCUGGAAGCAGGUUCUGGAAGGCACUGUCUACCACCUAGCCAACUGCAUCCUGCUCUUCGGCCUCAUGGCUGGCAGUGGGGUAUAUGGAUGCUUCUAUCUUUUUAGCUUACUGGGCACAGGCUAUCUGUGCUAUGCGCUGUGGGGCUGGUUUGAUGCCUGCGGAGUGGACGUGGUCUUCUGGAGUUGUCUGUUGACAGUGGCUUGCCUGCUCCAGCUGGCACAUCAGGUGUACCGCCUGCGCGUGAAUGCCCUCCCUGAGGAGUUCGACCUUCUCUAUAAGACGCUCUGCCUGCCCCUGCAGGUUCCCCUGUGCUCCUACAAGGAGAUCAUUCACUGCUGCCAGGAGCAGGUCUUGACUCUGGCCAUGGAGCAGAACUAUGCUGUGGAAGGGGAGACACCCAUCAACCGCCUGUCCCUGCUGCUCUCCGGCAGGGUUCGGGUGAGUCAGGAUGGGCAGUUUCUGCACUACAUCUUUCCAUACCAGUUCAUGGACUCUCCUGAAUGGGAAUCGCUGCAUCCCUCAGAGGAGGGGACCUUCCAGGUCACUCUGACUGCCGAGACUGAAUGUAGCUACAUUUCCUGGCCCCGCAAAAGCCUCUACCUUCUUCUGAGCAGAGAGCGAUACAUCUCCCGCCUCUUCUCUGCCCUGCUGGGCUAUGACAUCUCGGAGAAGCUCUACACCCUCAAUGACAAGCUCUUUGCUAAGUUUGGGCUACGCUUCGACAUCCGCCUCCCCAGCCUCUACCAUGUCCUGGGUCCUUCCCCCUCGGAUGGAGGGCCAGAGUCAGAGAAGGAAGAUGAGGAAGUUCCUGAGCCAGUCUUGUUCCCUGCUCAGGCCAUGCCCCCCUCUGUCCAGCCGUCACCUCCUUGCUCAUCCCCGCUGGCUUCCACCGCCCUUCCUGCACAUGUGCCCCGGGCUAGGACGCCCAGGCCGGACAGCAGCCCCCUGGUUUCUAGAACCCCUCUCCAGAUCUCCUCUCAAGUUAUAUCCAGGGGACGGGUCCCUUUGGCUCCGAUCCACACACCUGAACUUUAAGUAUCACUGGACUGUUGACUAAGCUGUGGCUGGCCAGGACAGCUCUUCUGCAUUCACGGAACAUUCACUUACACGCAUGCACCUCCUCUUACCCACAGGAAGGCUCCCAGGGAAGGUGGGAGUGGACACCAGAUGUCAUACUACUACAAUGCCAAGAGCUCCGAGUGACAAGGAGAAAUUCACCUUUGUGAAACUUCCUUAGGAGAAGGCAUCCAAAAUCAUCAGGCUGGCCUCCAGGUUGCAGAAUCUUGGCAAGUUGCAUAAUCUCUGAGCCUUGUCUGUCAAGUGAACUCAAAAUCCCCCUCCCAGGAUAACAUGAGCUGCUAUAGGUCAAGUGCUCACAAUGGGCCCUUGCACCUACAAAGCUCUCAAUAAACCACACAGCAACUUUC
Messenger RNA from Perognathus longimembris pacificus (Pacific pocket mouse), 2014 nucleotides. It is a transcript of the gene Popdc2, whose product is annotated as popeye domain containing 2. The record is from RefSeq and is a predicted model, not a curated record. NCBI's taxonomy places the organism in Eukaryota, Metazoa, Chordata, Mammalia, Rodentia, Heteromyidae. The transcript is spliced from 4 exons. Bases 528 to 1622 code for a protein of 364 amino acids. Gene Ontology annotation, molecular function: cAMP binding. Gene Ontology annotation, cellular component: sarcolemma.